UCUCAACCGAGGGCGAGAAAAACUUUACGAUAUGACGUCUUCUUCUGACACGUGACACUCCCCCGGAACUUGGUGACGUCGCAGAACAACAAAGAUGGCAGGCAUAGGAGGCAGCAACUACUGGGAAGAUCUGCGAAAGCAGGCAAGACAGUUGGAGAAUGAACUGGACCUGAAGUUGGUCUCCUUCAGUAAACUGUGCACCAGCUACAGCAGCUCCAGGGAUGGGCGUCGGGGAGACACGUCAGACACCACCCCACUGCUAAACAACUCAACCCAGGAUAGGAUGUUUGAAACCAUGUCAGUGGAGAUUGAACAACUGCUGGCCAAACUGACUGCUGUGAAUGACAAGAUGGCGGAGUACACCAACACCCCAGGCACCUCUUCUCUCAAUGCUGCGCUCAUGCACACACUCCAGAGACACAGAGACAUCCUACAGGAUUACACUCAUGAAUUCCACAAAACCAAAGGCAACUUCUUGGUCAUCCGGGAAAGGGAAGAUCUGCUUGGGUCUGUCAGGAAAGACAUUGAGACAUACAAGAGUGGCUCCGGGGUCAACAACAGAAGAACAGAGCUGUUUCUAAAGGAGCACGAGCACCUGAGAAAUUCGGAUCGACUGAUGGAUGACACAAUAAGUAUUGCAAUGGCAACCAAGGAGAACGUGACCUCCCAAAGGGGCAUGCUGAAAUCUAUACAGAGCAGGGUCAACACGCUGGCCAACCGUUUCCCAACCAUCAACAAUCUCAUCCAGAGAAUCAACCUGCGGAAGAGACGAGACUCUCUCAUCCUUGGCACAGUCAUCGGCGUCUGCACCAUUCUCCUCCUGCUCUAUGCUUUUCACUGAAAGCCCGGCCUGGUGAAGUCUUUAAAGGGACAGGAUUGCUUUUUGUAAUGUGGGAAACCCAGGAGACUGAGCUCAGUGAUUGGAGGACCCUGGAAGCUCCCGAGCAGAAGGACAUUUCAGUUGGUCCAGUUCUUGGAUGGGAAGAAAUUUGGCCAACAUGAACUACUGAAUGGGUAUUUAGCAGUGGGGCAGAUGGAGGACUGGUGAUUUGGUGCUCUUCUGCCAACAAGGGAAGACCAAUAUAGUACAUAAGAUUUUAAAAAAUUAUAUUGAACACGCACUUGGACAUAAUCUGAGGAUAGUUUGAAGAGACUAUGAAUGUGGGAUGCUUAAUGUUUUUCACAGGUGACUGGUCUUUUUUAAUUAAUGGAGGGAGAUGGAUAGUAAAAUGGGCUGUAAAAUGUGAAUUAAUAAAUUAUGCAUAUCGGUAUGUGCAACUAAAGUGUGUGACACUAUUAGAUACUGAAAAUUUAAAACAGUUUUUCAAAAUAUAUCACUUGCAUGUGGGUCUCUCGAAGUUUAACCACUAGGAUGCCACACCGAUGCUCGUAAACAUGAUUAUUAUUUUUACUAGAUUUCUACAAUAAAUAUACUAUAGCUGCCCCUGGCUGGAUUCAAA
Micropterus dolomieu (smallmouth bass) is the source of this 1460-nucleotide messenger RNA. It is a transcript of the gene gosr1, whose product is annotated as golgi SNAP receptor complex member 1. Gene Ontology annotation, molecular function: SNAP receptor activity. Gene Ontology annotation, biological process: endoplasmic reticulum to Golgi vesicle-mediated transport; vesicle fusion. The record is from RefSeq and is a predicted model, not a curated record. Lineage: Eukaryota; Metazoa; Chordata; Actinopteri; Centrarchiformes; Centrarchidae. The coding region runs from base 95 to 841 and encodes 248 amino acids. Gene Ontology annotation, cellular component: SNARE complex; Golgi membrane; Golgi medial cisterna. The transcript is spliced from 9 exons.